Messenger RNA from Manis javanica (Malayan pangolin), 582 nucleotides. RefSeq names its product GTPase HRas-like. Gene Ontology annotation, cellular component: membrane. Gene Ontology annotation, molecular function: GTP binding; GTPase activity. The record is from RefSeq and is a predicted model, not a curated record. Lineage: Eukaryota; Metazoa; Chordata; Mammalia; Pholidota; Manidae. Gene Ontology annotation, biological process: signal transduction.
AUGAUGGAAUAUAAGCUCGUGAUGGUGGGUGCUGCGGGUAUGGGGAAGAGUGCCCUGACCAUCCAGAUCAUCAGGAACCACUUCGUGGAAGAGUAUUGCCCCACCAUCGAGAAAUCCUACCAGAAGCAAGUGGUCAUUGACGGAGAGCAAGUGGUCAUUGACGGAGAGCCAUGCCUGCUGGAAAUCCUGGAAACGAUUACCCAGGAGGAGUACAGGUUCAUGCAGGACCAAUUCUUGUGCACUGUGGAGGGCUUCAUCUGCAUAUUCACCAUCACCAACACCAAAUCUUUCGAGGACAUCCACAAAUGCAGAGAGCAGAUCAAGCGGCUGAAGGACUCAGAUGAUGUGUACGUCAUCCUAGUAGGGAACAAGUGUGACCUGGCUGCACGCACUGUGGAGUCUCAGCAGGCACAGGACCUUGCCCGAAGCCACAGCAUCCCCUACAUAGAGACAUCGGCCAAGACACGCCAGGGCGUGGAGGAUGCCUUCUACACCCUGGUGCGUGAGAUCCGGCAGCACAAGGCGUGCAAACUAAGCCCACCGGACGAGGGCAGCCCGGGCUGCAAGUGCCUGCUCUCCUGA